AUGUCAGUUCUUCCUGAGCCUGACGUUCUUGUUGCCCGUCGGUCUCGAUGCCUCAACCUUGGGUACUCCUGUGGUUCUACCAAAGAUCAUUCAAAGAGUCGACAAUCGUUGGAGCAGACAAGAGCGCUGCAUGUAGAAACCCAGAGAGAUCCUUCGUUCAGACCCUCGCAACGUUUCUCUGGUGGAAUCGACCCGGACAGCACCCUUGAAGGGAUAGCAUCGUACUUUCUCGAUACAAACACAGAUAGCCAUGAUCCUUCUAGCAACCCUGAAAACAGUGGUUGGAGCCUUGAUCCUGGUUUAGGUGCCCAACUAAUCGAGCUCUUCUUUGAGAAAGUUCAAUGUUGGCUGCCCAUAAUCCACCGGCCUAAAUUUGCUGCAAGAUUCAUACGGCGCGCAGGCGAGACCGCCACAGUGGUAGAUCGGUCGACAGUCUCCGACGUUGAAGCCUUUCUGAUGUACGGCAUCUUCGCAUUAGGGGCAAGAUUUUCCAGGUCCCCUUAUUUCGACAAAGUUCCUCCUGUCGACCAAGGCCAGAAGUAUGCCAGUCACGCUGCAACGACUUUGGAUUGCAUCUUCAAGACGCACCAGGAGCCGAGCGUAGAGUUCCUACAAGGCUGCAUUAUGCUUGCAGUCUAUCAUUUGAUGGCAGGACACGCGGGCCCCGGUUUUGCCUUGACCAGCGUUUGUGUCCGUUUCGCCUUCGCGCUCUCGCUAAAUGAAAUCGACGCAGAGCUCAUGAACGAGGACGGCACGCUCAACACUGAGAGCUUUGAAGAGAGCGCGGGCUCCUGGGUUAGAAAGGAGCAGCUUCGGAGAUUGUGGUGGGCAACAUGGGAACUUGAGAUAUAUAUGGCCACCCUAUCUUGUCAGCCAUCUGACAUUGAAAGGAGGAUAAGAGUCCUCCUCCCCGUUCCCGACUGCGACUGGAUCCGCGGUAUUCCGGUGAAGUCGGCUUUCAUCCACCAUCGUCCUGAGUCCGUGUGGACGAGCUUGCGAGGAUCUUCCAAUCAGUCACCCCGAGCCUGGUUCCUCCUUGCAAAUUACCUCAAGUCUUGCAUGUCGGUUCCCUGCCAUCAUUUGCCUGAGAUCACGACAAGCACAAAGUCCAGCCUCGAGACUGCCCUGUGCAAUUUCAAGCUCUCACUACCAGCAGAAUUCCAAUUGCGAUCGCUGUUUGUCAACAAUCAGAAUUAUGAGGAGGCUAAUUGGGUCAUUUCCACACACUUGAUCAUCGUAGCGUGUGAAACUCUUCUGGAGAGCUCGAGACGGCCCUCGGGUGUGCGGCACGAUGUCGACUCUCCAACCUCCGCUCAAGAUACAGGGCCUUUCGCAAGGCGGAUGGCCUCUUAUCUCGUCAACGUUGCCCAAGUAUGGCCGCCAGAAUACAUACCGUUGAAUCAUCCCAUGGUGUGCUGUGCCGUCAUUCUACCAGCCAGCAUAGCUACCCAGCAGUGUGAAUCUACCGCUCGUGCCCAGGAAGUGGCUGGGCUGAUCCUCAGCCAUUACGCGAAAUACUGGGCGAUCGGGUCGGAAAUGCUUCAGUUGCUUACUGCUGUUCGGCAACCCUUAAAAACAGUGGAUCAAUACUCGGAUCAUCUGCCAACAAUAUUAAGACAAGCGAGCUCCGUUGGGACAUCUGCAAAGUAUCUUGGUCAGUUUACUUUUGCAUUGAACAGUCUGAGGUAUUCGAAAUAUGCACGACAGCCCCUUGAAGUUACGGCCAAACUCGGAGAGUACUUGCUCGCGAAAGUGCCUUUGAGCAUAACCGACGUCCACGAGAUCGUCGCCACAGGCCGCCAAGAAAGUGCCAAUUCAGAAGCAGAUUUUGGACUAGGAAACCGAAUAUCAUUAUAUUGA
Molecule: messenger RNA, 1860 nt
Organism: Fonsecaea erecta
Lineage: Eukaryota; Fungi; Ascomycota; Eurotiomycetes; Chaetothyriales; Herpotrichiellaceae
Exons: 5
Coding region: 1-1860 (619 amino acids)
Biological process (GO): DNA-templated transcription
Cellular component (GO): nucleus
Molecular function (GO): zinc ion binding; DNA binding
Source: RefSeq, a predicted model, not a curated record